Messenger RNA from Prorocentrum cordatum, 1013 nucleotides. The record is from the annotation of a GenBank genome assembly. NCBI's taxonomy places the organism in Eukaryota, Dinophyceae, Prorocentrales, Prorocentraceae.
AUGGUGGUGGUUUCUCGAUUGUGGUGGGUUUAUGAGCAGUUGCAAUCUGGGCGACCCGCUCGCGUGGCCGUGACGUCUUCUGUAAGUGGGAUGAACAUGCACAUCGUCCUUCACCAGCGGGUUCCUGGCCAUCUUACUGCCCUGAACGAGCUCGCUAUGCAGGUAGUCUGGGAUACAAUAUAUCAUGUUGAUUCUUAUGUGGUUGUCGACCAUGGCCAUCGUCACUCUUCGGGAUCCUCUCACAUCAGCUUUAAUGUUCGGCCUCUCCACCUUCGGCGUGCUCAUUCUGCCCCUGGUGGCCCAGGGCCUGGCGACAGCGAUGAUUCAGAUGGUGGUGAUGAUGCUGACCUUUCUUCGCGAAGGCGUGGGCGUGGACCGCGGCCUGUACCUGAUGCCGCGGGAAGUUCGGAGGCUGCUGUUCCCUCGGCUUCCGCGACGGGUUUCUCUGGCCCCCCUGCAAAGGUGCCUCGGCGGCACUCUUCUUCGAGAGAUGCUUCGCCACUGGCACUGCCAAAGUUGUCAGCGUUGCCGUCGAUUCCUGCUUUUCCAGAAUUGCAUCUUCCAUGGACUAAUCAUUAUGUGAACUACAGAUUGCCAGAGCCCUUGAUCUCUGCAGUUGAAGACUUCUGGCCAGGCUGCGGGCCGCUGCCCUUCGAGGCGGCCUUUCCUUCCGGCUUUGACGCGGACGAAUUCGACAAGAGCGGUUACGACAGGGACGGGUACGACAAGGAAGGCUUCGACCACCACGGCUACGACAGAAACGGCUGCGACAGGGGCGGCUGCGACCACAACGGCUACGACAAGGACGGCGUCGACCACAACGGCUACGACAGGGACGGCUACGACAGGGACGGCUACGACCACAACGGCUACGACAGGAGCGGCUACGACUCCCACGGCUUUGACCAGAACGGCUACGACUGCAGCGGCUACAACUUGCGCGGCUUCGACAGGCUUGGCUACGACAAGGACGGCUACAACACGAGCGGUUUCAACCUGCACGGCUUCGACAG